GCUCAGUCGGGUUGGUCUGACAGGGAUCAGGCAGCAUGUCUGAGACAUCGACCUGAUGCCAAGCUGCGGGUUCAAGCUCUCGAAGCGUGACCUCGGUCACAACGACCUGGGCCUUGCAGGCAACAGGACUUGCCUGCAGACACCGGCCCCUGGGGCCUACGACCCUUACCCGUUCUUGAACCCCACCGUGCACCGCACCACCGCGGGACGAUGCUUUCCGGACCGAGCGCCCGGGUUCCGCAACGUGGUGGACCGGAUGCCGGCGCCAUGGCGGCCUGAGCCGAUGUCCCUGUCGCGGCUUCAAAGUGAGCAGCCUCUGGUGCACUAUGCCUCGGCCACCUUCUGGGCGUGGCCCGAGCAGCGAAGAAGAAGCGCCGCUGCAUUGAGGCAUGAGCGCCAAAUGAGCAACUUCACCAUGAGGAGCCAGAACUUGAAGCAUGAAGCUGGGGCGGAGUGGCACGAGGAGAUCGCGCACAGCACCAUGCCACGUCCUGCUUGGUCAGGACUGGCAAGGUCUCGCAGCGAUUCAGGCUUGAGAGGAGCUCUUUGAUCUCUAGUCGGUUUCACUCAACUUGGCGCGAAUGCGUCGAGAGCUGCAAGUG
Molecule: messenger RNA, 602 nt
Organism: Effrenium voratum
Lineage: Eukaryota; Dinophyceae; Suessiales; Symbiodiniaceae
Source: the annotation of a GenBank genome assembly